Messenger RNA from Mesorhabditis belari, 7566 nucleotides. Lineage: Eukaryota; Metazoa; Nematoda; Chromadorea; Rhabditida; Rhabditidae. The record is from the annotation of a GenBank genome assembly.
AUGGGAGUACUGACGGUGAAUGUGCUUUGGAAAGAUGGAGAGACGACGAAGAAGACGAUGCAGUUUGACCCAAAAAUGCUUGUCUUUGACGUGAACAAGAUGAUCCGCGAGAAGCUCGGUCUUCGUGAUAUUAAACACACAGAAUACGGACUUCUCAAAGUGGCAGACGAGGAGACGAAAUGCGUUUGGAUGGAUUCGGGAAGAUCUCUUGAGCACUACCUCGUUCGAAAUCAAGACACCGUUGAGUACAGGAGAAAGAUUCGAUUGUUGAAAGUGCGAAUGCUGGAUCAAGCGAUCAAAACUGUGCCCGUUGAUGAGAGUCAACCCGUUCAGCAGCUCAUGACGACAAUUUGCGCAAAGAUUGGCAUCAGUAAUUGUGAUGAGUAUAGCUUGGUUCGUGAAUCUGAUCAAAAAGAUGGAAAGGGACGCUCACAGCAUAAUCUUCGAGAUAUAAGAGAUCGGGCACAAGAGGAAAAUCAAAAGAAAGACAAGGGGAUUAUUUCGGGAACUCUUGGGAGAAAGAAAGAACAAAAAAUGGAACAACUUAGACAAAAACUUCACACCGACGAGGAGAUCGCCUGGGUGGAUCAUCACAAAACUUUGCGUGAACAAGGAAUCGGAGAAGACGAGACUCUUCUUCUCAAAAGACGCUACUUCUUCUCGGACACAAAUGUGGACAGUCGAGAUCCCGUUCAGUUGAAUCUUCUCUAUGUGCAAUGUAGAGAUGGUGUGCUUUCGGGCGCUCAUCCCGUUCAAAAAGACACCGCCAUGACUCUCGCCGCUCUUCAGUGCCAGAUUCAGUAUGGAGAUUUCCCUGAGAACAAGCCGAAAUUCGUUAUCGAUGCUCGUGAUCUGUUGCCGAAAGAGUAUGAGAAGAAACGUUCCGACUAUGAGAAAGAUAUUACUCAGAUGUACAAGGAGCUAUCGGGAACACCGGAAUUGGAUGCUAAGAGUCGCUAUGUUCAUCUUUGUCGUGGACUCAAGACCUAUGGAGUCACUUUCUUUGUUGUCAAGGAGAAAGUCCUUGGAAAGAACAAGCUUGUGCCACGACUUCUCGGUGUCAAUAAAGAUUCGGUCAUGCGUGUCGAUGAGAAGACAAAGGAUAUUAUCAAAGAAUGGCCGCUAGAGCAAGUGAGACGCUGGGGAAACACUGGGAACACGUUCUCGCUGGACUUUGGUGACUAUCAAGAAGGCUACUAUUCAGUGCAAACACCAGAGGGAGAACGAGUCGCCGCGCUUAUUGCUGGCUACAUCGACAUCAUUUUGAAGAAGCGGCGAACGGUUGACCACCGCGGUAUUGAGGGAGAUGAGGGAUCGACGAUGUUGGAGGAUAUGGUCGCACCGGCAAGAGCUACUUUAGUGGCUCACGGUCAAAUCGGAAACGGACAACAAUCGGCGGUGCACGGAAACGUGGUUGUGCCUGGAGUACUCCGCUCGACUGCUUCUCCAUCAGGAUAUGGCAUCAAUGGAGCUCAAUAUGGAGCCGUUUCUGGGCAAAUCAUUGGACAGAGCAUGCCACGGGGUGAACGUGUGCGCGUCGUGCAAAGUCAAGAACAUCCACAACGAGCCCUUAUUGGCACAAUCGAAGCCUCAAUUCGAGCAGUCGAUGAAGCCGAAGAGGAACUGCAGAAAGAACCGGAAAUCGAGCUACCGAAAUUCCCCGAGGAUCCGAACUCAAGAAGAUGGGUCGAGCGUCAACGCGAGGUCGGCAAAGAGAACGUCAACGAGCGCUUGGCGGCCAUGGGAGCCGCCACUGCACAGGUUGUUCAAUGGACAGCCGUACAAGAGGAAUACGAUGAUCGAGUCGGCUCAGCGAUUGCCACAAUUGGAGGAAAUUUGCCUGAGAUGGGUCGCGAUGUGCGCGAUUUAGCCGUCCUUUUGCCGAAUCGUGGAGAUCUUAUUGAUGCGGCUCGUCGUCUUUGCGGCGCUUUCGGCGAUUUCCUCACUUCGGUCAAUCCAGAACACGAAGAGAAGAGAACAACGGUGUUGGCAGCGGCCGGCAGAGUUGGAGAGGCUUCGCGUGAGGUAAUCACAACAAUCGAAGAGCCGACCUCACAGGAAACAACUUUCCAUUCAGAACUCGUGCAAAAGUCAAAAACUGUCGCUACAUCAACGGCUCAACUUGUGCUCAGAGCAAAAACCGUUGCCGCGGAAUGCAAGGAGAACGAGCAAGUGCAGGAUCGGGUGAUUCGAUCGGCCACACAAUGCGCUUUUGCCACAUCACAAUUGGUGUCAUGCUCGCGUGUGGUGGCGCCAACCAUCGAGAACAAAGCUUGUCAAGAACAGUUGACACAAGCUGCCAAGGAGGUGGCCACCGCUGUCGAGGAUCUCCUUCACGAAUCGAAUUACGCCGUUCAAACAGUACAACGUGGACAUCAGACUUUGGGUGAUUUGCACGAAGCGGCACGUCAAGUGACCGCUGCUUUGGAUGAUUUACUGGAUCAUGUGAAAACCUCACCAAAGGGUGAGCAGAAACACGAGGAACAAGAGUGGGAAAGAGUGCUGCGCUCAUCGAAUCGAUUGGUCUCACACCAAGGACCGUCACAGGAUCUCGUCAAACAAAGCGAAAGUGUCGUCCGUCACUCCCAGCUUCUCGUCGAGGAAUUCGAGUCAAAGGCGGCUCAACAUCCCGAGCACAAGGAUCGUCUCCUCGACGCGGCUCGAAAAGUCGCCUCAGCCACUAGCAAUAUGAUCGAUGCGACAAAAGAAUGCGAAAAUCGCCCGAACGCUACCGAAUCGCAAAUGGCGGUUCGCUCGGCGGCCGAAAGACUCGUCACUGUCACAAAUGAGGCCACAGCCGAUCAACAAGAGAAGAAAACGAUGGAAAGAUUGGAGCAAGCGGCAAAAGAUGCUGUCUAUCAUGCGACACAAACUGUCACCGCAGCUCAUCAAGUGAAGGAAAAAGAGAAGCGCCAUCGACGAACUGAAGUCACUGAGGAGUUGUUGAUCGAUGACGAUCACCAGGAGCUGAUCAAAACAAAGACUGUCACCGAGACAUUGAUUGUUGAGUGCACUGAGACGGCCAAUCAACUACAACAUGUGAUCCCAUCGAUUCGCGAGAGUCAACAAGCGACAACGCCACAUCAGAAAUUCCGCGCACAAUCACGACUCAUCCGACAAUCGCAUCAUUUAUUGGAGCCAGCCACGCGUUUGGCUGAUGUGGCUCAUCAAGCCGUUGUGCAUGUGCCCGAGCCGCAUAUGGCCGCUCAUCUACAGGCCACUUCGACCCAACUGCACACACAACUCGCCGAGCUACGAACUGCGCUCAAUAAUGCGCAACAGUUGAACUUUGACCAACAACUCAUUUACUCGGAAGAAUUGAUCAAAGAACUUGAUGAAGAGUUGAAAGAAGUGCAAAGAAGAGCACAUGAGGGAACGCUAGAAGUGCCAAGAAAUAUCACACACGAUACAGCGAAUGCACAGCUCGUUGGAGCCGCGAGACAAGUUGGCGCCACACUCGCGCAACUCGUUUCCGCUGCGUCAGUUCGCGAUCGUCAACACACCGGUGCCUCAGCGGUGGAAGCAGCACAAUCAUUGCGCACAUUUACGGACGCUGUUCGCACGACGGUUGCCAGUCGUGGACCAGAUUUCCCAGUUGAUCAAUUCAUUGUCUCAUCUCGAUCUGUUGUUGAUCAAUCGGGAAGAAUCUUUGACAAAUGUCGUGAAGAAGCGCAUCCACAACAAUUGGCUGAUGUUGCUAAACAGGUGUCCACCUCACUUCGACAAGUGAUCGCUUGUCUCCCCGAUAAGCAGCACAUCGAGAGAGCGAUUCAGCAAGUCCGUCAAAUCGGUGCUACAUCGGUGGUUCGGGAGCCGGAUGUACGUGUGGCGGCUUCUCGUCUAGUCGAAGCCACCUCUUCACUUCUUGUCGCUGCUCGUCGACCAUCGCACGCUGAAAGUGUCAACGUCUUCGUGCACUCGUACACCGAUUUCCAUACAGCUGUCAUUGCUGCUAUCAAGGAACAAGCACACAUGGAACAACGCGCGGCCACCAUCGAUCACUUGGAGAACGCGCGAGAGGGAGCAGUCGAAGUGUUGACGAGAGUGGCCGCCAUUUCAUCGAACGGCGACGCAGCUCACACGCAAAUGCUCACUCAUGCCACGAAGACGCUCACAGAAACGGUGAACACUUUGAUCGAAUCAGUCUCCCGAGAACAACCGUGGCAACGCGAGUGCGACGCAGCACUCCGACAAAUCCACUCCACCGCCGCCACCGCCGAUCAAGCAAACUUGCCGCUUAAUGAGGACUCGUACUUUACAUCACUGGAAAAGGUAACUGAGCACGCGCGUCGUCUCGGUGAGGCGAUGAACAGCUUGGCAAGGAGCACGAAACACGAAGACAAUCAAUCGUUUUGCCAAUCGGUGCGCCAAUCCGCUGACGCGGUUUGCUCACUCGCCGAAUCGGCUACCCAAUCGGCUUAUCUCGUCGGCGUGGCGCAUCCACGAUCGAUCCGGGGCACAACGGCGCUCAUCGAUGCUCCAAAAGUAACACGAUCGGCCACACUUGUUAAGCAGGUGUGCGAGCGGAUCGAGCAACAGCGCUACACUCAGGCUGAGAUCCUCGACGAUGCCACCGUUGUCGCCAAGCACACCUCACAGCUAGCAAACUUGUGCCGAACGGCUAGCGAGAGGACGAACAACGUGAAUGUGAAGAAACAGUUCAUCAAUUGUGCGCGGGAAGUGGCCUCAAAAACGGCUGAUCUUAUUCACAAUGUGAAGCAAUUGGACGCACAGCCUAGCCCACAGAAUCAAACGCAUUGCUCACACGCAGCAACUGAGCUGAGGUCGGCCACAGAACAGCUGGAGACUUAUGUGCAGAAUCCGGAUUUUGCUGCCAAGCCGGCUACGAUCAGUCCGGCUGGACGGGAUGCGCAGAUUCCAAUUCUUGGCAACACCAGAUCGACGCUUGAGACGAGUGCGCAAAUGAUCUCCACGGCAAAACUUCUGGCUGCUGCACCUCGAGAUCAACAAAUGUGGCAACAAUUAGCCGACAAUUCUCGUGGAGUGUCUGAAUCGAUUAAACGCCUCGUGACAGCGAUUAGAGAUGCGGCACCUGGGCAACGGGAACUUGAUCACAAUAUUCGACAAUUGGAAGAGUUGAUCCGUGCUGUUGACAAAUCGAUGAUGGACGCGCAAGUGAACCCAGCAAAGCACUCGACAACUGUCGAGAAACGCGUUCAUCAGCAGAUCCUCCACUACUCGCAGAAUCUCCAUGACAAGGUCGAGCCACUCAGAUCGGCAGCCAUCGAUAAGAGCGAAGAGUUGGCGCAUCAAGUCGAUGAGCACUGGCAACUUACGCAACCGUUGGUCGACGCAGCCGUUCAAGCGGCCACCUCAUCGCAAGAUUCGCACAGCCAGCUGAAACUCUUUGAUCAGUGUCGCACCGUUGUCGAGGCCGAGUUGCAGAUGAUGUACGCGUGUAAAGACUCUGCCGGAAAUCCCCGAGCCACCGAGGCGCACUCGAGAGUCGAAGAAUCGGCUCAACAGUAUCGCGAGGCGUUGACUGACAUGCGGAACACAGUGAAUGCAAUCACUUCGGAACAAGGAGUCACUGAGGGAAUGAUUGAGACGAUCUCGAGAUCGAUUGCUAUCACUGACUCAGCGGCGUCGGCUCAACACACCUCUGGCUCGUUUGCUGAUGCGCAAACGGGAAUGACCCGCUUGUUGGAGGAGAUCCGGAGAACGGCUUCUGACAUGCCUUACGCUGAGCCACCACAUUUGGGAUCAAUGUCGUUGAAUAUCAGCGAACGAUUUCAUCAGUUGGCUCAAGAGUGUGCUCGAGCUCAAGCCUUGCUCCCGAACAUGCCCGAUUUGGCCACAAAGUUGAAGGUUGCCGUCCAAAAACUGGGCACUUCAUGCACCGAGCUUGUCAUCAAAGCCGGACACCGACGCGCGCAUCCAGCUGAUAUGAGAACAAAGCGCGAGCUUCUCGACCAUUCACAGCAUGUUGUUGAACGCGUACAAGAAGUGCUCGCUGUGUUAAACAUGGAACGCAAAGGGAACUCAGGCUUGCAUCAACGCUGCAAACACCCCAAGGCGCUUGUCGAAGAUACAAAAGCUUUGGUCGCUGGAGCUGCAUCGAAUCAAGAACAACUCGCUGUGGCUGCUCAGAAUGCGGUUCGAACGAUCGUCUCGCUUUCAGAUGCUGUCAAGAAUGGAGCCGUCUCAUUAAGCAAUUCAAAUUCCGAAGCACAGGUACUUGCUCUUCACGCGGUUCGCGACGUGGCCUCAGCACUGUGCGCUUUGAUCCAGGCGACGAAAAACGCUACCGGUUGCUCUCUUCACGAUCCAGCGAUGAACAAUUUGAAAGAAGCUGCCAAAGUGAUGGUUUCAAAUGUGACCUCAUUGCUGAAAACGGUUCGCUCGGUGGAGAGCGAACAAAUGCAGGGAACGAGAGCUCUCGAAGCCGCCAUUGAUGCCAUCAAUCAGGAAUUGAGAUCAUUCGAGAGCAGUACCGAGGGUCCAUCACAAGUGGUGACUCCUGAACAGUUGGUGCGCGCUGGUGGUCACGUCACCCAGGCCACUUCGCGGUUGGCCAACGCCGCCGCGUCGCUCAACCAAAAUGAUGUGAUCGCUGCAGCUAAUUUGGCUAGAACCGCCGUUUCGGGAAUGUUGGCCACUGCGAGAAACGCGGCGGCUGAUGCCGAUUCGCCGGAUGCUCGCUACAGAACGCUGGACGCGGGAAGAGAUGUCGCUACACAGGUUCGCGACCUUUUGGGCUCUCUUCAUCGAAUGUUGGAGCGAAACAAUCCCGAGGCUAAACAAGCGCUGCUGGAUUCGGCUCGUGGAGUCGCCAGAGCUGUAAAAGAUCUCACUGGAUGCGCUGAAACGCUAAAGGGAGAUGAUUGGCAAGACGCAAGCGAUCCGACGGUUGUCGCUGAAAACGAGCUACUCGGCGCCGCGAACGCAAUCGAAUCGGCGGCGGUGAAGCUGGCCGAGCUGAGGCCACGUCCACAGCCGAAAGUUGACGACAAUUUGACGUUUGAUGAGCAGAUUUUGGGAGCCGCUAAAUCGGUGACGAAUGCCGUGCAGACUCUAGUGAGAGCUGCUGGAAGUGCGCAAAGGGAACUCGUCGCACAGGGAAGAAUCGACGCUAGAAGCCCAGGCGGUGGAGAGGAUUAUCAAUGGUCGGAGGGACUUGUCUCAGCGGCUAAGCUUGUUGUCGCCGCUGUGCACCAACUCUGCGAGGCGGCAAAUGGUUUAGUGCAAGGACAGGCCAGCGAGGAGAAAUUGAUCUCAGCUGCUAAACAGGUAGCUGCCUCAACGGCUCAGCUGUUGAUCGCUUGCAAUGUGAAAGCUGACAGUGACAGUCAAGCAAGGGGAAGACUUCAGUCGGCUGGCCAUGCCGUGAAGACAGCCACUGAGCGUUUGGUUCGAGCGGCGCGUCAAGCAGCCACGGCAGAGGACGAGAGACAUUAUGCAAUUGCUGAAGGAAUGGUUUCGGGCAUCGCGCAAGUGAUGGACGCUCAAGAAGAGGUGCUUCGCAAAGAGCGCGAGCUUCAAUCAGCCCGUGUGAAACUCGCCGAGAUGAACAAGGCUCGCUACCGGAAUCAGCCACAAGAUGAA